UUGAGAUAACGCAGCGCUACUUCUGCUUUAACAACACGCUCACUAGGACCGACGCCAUCUCGGAAUAAGGGACGUCUAUAGGGUGUUUUUGGAAGCAGAAAAUAUUCAAAUACCACAAGUUGACUUUCAGAAAUUUCUGGGGAAAUAUAACGUUUUAUUCGUUUAGUAAUUCUUUCUGCGUCUGCGGAUAAGAAAGUGUAUCAGCCGCCCUCGAAGAAGUAGCUUAACGUUAGCUAACUGUUAGCUUGUGACGUAGUUAGCUAAACUAGCUAACUUAACCGCGGAGGAAUUUCACAGCCUGUUUAUGUUUUCGCCAGUUCGAAAAAAUGUUGGACGGAUCCCCGACUCACGGUGAUGAAACGAACAUCGGUAACGUCGAAAACAACAACCCGAUAUCGUUGAUAAGCAGCGAUGGGGUGAACAAGACGAGACAGGCGCUGCUGAAGAAAGGGAGGAAGCUGCGGUCGACGGCGCCACUGCAUCACCAGAAACCUCCGAGAAACAUCCCCAACAUCCGUCUGUCCGACCACAACAACAACAACACUUUAUCUGCUAACAAACCAGCAGCUCAGCCCGGUACCGAGCUGCCUCUCGGUACACAGGCCGUGCUGACCCUCCAUCAUCUCAACCAGGGACCCAGGACAGAGCUGCUGAAAUCCAAAGGCGGCAGGUCGGAGCAAGGAGCCGCACAGCCCGGUGGCCAACCCGGCCGCAACCAGCCCCGACAGGACCGAAUCGCCCAGAACAUGAUCACGCGGAGCCACAAGCCCAAGCAGGGCCAAACCCCCGCAGCCUCCCGCUCCGCUAAGAGGAAAGAGACGGGCAGCCCGAACAAGCCCCACCCUCGCCACCAGCCUCCGCCCCGAGAGCACAACCAACCCCUCCGCGCCUUCGACGCUGCGCCGGUCGCGAACACGCCGCCUGCCGAAGCCGCGCCCGAAUACCUCAAAGACGGCGAGAAGGUCUACGCCGGGGCCAAGUUCAGCGAGCCGCCGUCGCCGAGCGUCUUGCCCAAACCGCCCAGCCACUGGGUCGGAGAAAACGAGCCUCAGCCGAGCGACCGGAGCCGAGAGCAAAUGACUGUUCAUCUCAAGUCGCUGCUGAAGGUUCAGGAGAAGUCAUGACCACGUCUGCUGUCGCAUCCACGCUUGAAUGCCAACAAUUGGAAAACAGGCAUUCAUGUAAAAAAUGUAGUUUGGCCUUUUAAACACACUGAAAUACAAUCUAGGGAGUUUUUUUAUUAACUGUAGUACAAUUUCUCAUGAUUCAACAUGCUGCCUGCAUUUGUAAACAUUUUGACGCCGCGUUGUUGCUGGACAUCUGACUAAACAAAUAUUUUCUGCCGGCAUGUCGGCAGAGUAAAAGAGAAAAUGUUUGUGAUUGGAUUUGUGUACUAGGAAGUCGUCUCCAGCAGCAACGCGAUCAGCGCCUAAUGGUUACAUAGUGCAAAGUGAUUUUUUUACGCUAUUGAAAAGGCAGUUUUGUGUUGAUUUUUUUUCCAAGAGCUAGUGCAAAUGUACAUAAUAUAUUGUAAACAUACAUGUGUGUAUAUUUCUCCUUGUUAUUUUUAACUGAGAUUCUAGUUUUGUUACUGAGGUUUUUCCAAAAAAAACAAAACAAAAAAAAACAAGAAAAAAGAAAGAGGAAAAAUAUCCCCUGCAAACUGAGGCGCUUUGUUACAGCUUCUUCAGCGUGAGGCUCAGUGGAAGCACGAAAAGACUUUUCUAUCUGAUUUGCACUGAAAAUCAGGGGGAAGGGCAGGGAACCUUUCGAUUUUUAUCCAAACGCUUGACCAGCCACUUUGAUGACUUCAUCAGCCUUCGUCGAGCACAGGAGAGCACUUCCGGGUUCCCGGCUGGCGGGGCGCCUUUUCAAAAUGGCUCAGCCAGCGGACAAAUCACAAAGUCCGAAUUUACCAUCCGGUCGCUGAAGUUCUUUCCCUUCCCCCGAACACGGGUCCAGCCUGGUGGAAAGCCACGGGUGGAAUCAGGGACCGUGAGGCCGCCGAAGCCUCGCUCACAAACUGAAGAGAAAUGUGAAAAGUCUCACGACCAGCUGCUGCACAAAAAAGCCAGUAUCCAGCAUCAAGACCAUGUGCUGCUGCUUCUUUUUUUUAUCUUUAUUGCACUGACUCCAAGUCAGUCACAUUAAGCUGUCUACAUUUGAAAUAUCUUUUUCUCGUCUGUCCACACAGCCGGUGUAUUUCACACCCCCAAAACAGAUUUUUCAUUCAGAUUUCAUGUUGUGCGUGUACGGGUGAAACUGAACUUGACAUACAUUACAUUAGCCUGGCCCGGUCGUGGCUGAGGAUUGUGAGGCAUUAAGAAAGACAAUCUUCUGUCCCCUCCAGCUUUCUCUGUGAUCAUAAUGGUCAAUACUGGCGAUCGCCAACACCGCUUUUUGACAGAAGAUGUCACGAUUAGAAGUAGUCGAUUGCCUCAAAAGCUACCUGCAGCUCUUUUGAUAAUCUAUUAAAUGUUUGCGUCAUUGCCUAAGCAAAAAAAAGAAGAAAAAAAAGCCAAGCAUUUGCUGGUUCCAACGUCUAAAAUGUGAGGAUUUUCUAUUUUAUGUCAUCUAAGUAUGUUUGGAUUUUGGACUACUUUGUGGCAUUUUAGGCAAUAAUAAUGAGAAACUAUGGGCUAAUCGACAAUGAAAUGAAUCAUUAGUUGUACCGUUGGACAUAAUCAUAAAAUAAUGACAUGCAGUGAACAUGUAGCAUUUAUUAUAUACUAGUUAUACCAUUAUCUGGCAGUAAAAACAGGUAAACGCAAGUGAGGACAACUAAAUGGUGACUUUGGCUGUUUUCAAACGGCCAUAUAGGUGAUCACGGAGAGCAGGAGGGGACAGAAAACAGGUUUAAAAGAUGUUAAUGUUUGUCCCGCUCUCUACCAGAUGGUAGAGGUACGAGAAGAAGCUGUUUUUGUGUUAUUCAGGUGUUUCAGGAUGGACGGCACGCAAACAAGCGCUCAUGUGGACGCACAUAAAACUGCCUUUUUAAAGAUUGUAUGGCUUCAUGUGGAUGUAGUUUCUGUAUGUUAGACUGUAUGUUGUGUCUUUUAAAGGGGACUCGGUUCCACACACUUCGUUUUCAUUUCUUUAAGGUAAUUUAACGCACGUCAAUGUUUACCGAGAGUGCGGGACGUGUUCCGUUUUGGCACAGAUGAUCUUGUGAUUGUGUACGACGUGUUCUUUUGUUUCUUCUGGAUGGUUUCCAGGGAUGCAGGCAGCUGCUGGAUCUUGUUUUCUUGACCUCUGUGACGUCACGCGAGUGGGAAAUUGUAUUACUGUAUCAAAAACUGCCCAUUUUUAUGACAGUGUUUUAAAAAGAUGAUUUCAUUCCAGUUAUGAGAACAUGCUAAACGAGGCACCUCCAUGCCACAAUUUGGAUGGGGAAAAAAAGUUUAUUUUAUGAAGUCUUUCAUAUCUAAAUUAAAAAUUAUUAAAAUAUUGGUUACCCCUAUUAAA
Messenger RNA from Perca fluviatilis (European perch), 3465 nucleotides. RefSeq names its product proline-rich nuclear receptor coactivator 1-like. Gene Ontology annotation, biological process: nuclear-transcribed mRNA catabolic process, nonsense-mediated decay. The record is from RefSeq and is a predicted model, not a curated record. Gene Ontology annotation, cellular component: nucleus; P-body. Bases 327 to 1124 code for a protein of 265 amino acids. The transcript is spliced from 2 exons. NCBI's taxonomy places the organism in Eukaryota, Metazoa, Chordata, Actinopteri, Perciformes, Percidae.